Lethenteron reissneri (Far Eastern brook lamprey) is the source of this 5008-nucleotide messenger RNA. RefSeq names its product fasciculation and elongation protein zeta-2-like. Gene Ontology annotation, cellular component: axon; cytoplasm. NCBI's taxonomy places the organism in Eukaryota, Metazoa, Chordata, Hyperoartia, Petromyzontiformes, Petromyzontidae. The record is from RefSeq and is a predicted model, not a curated record.
CGCGUCCCCAGCCGCUCCAAUUGCAGAGGCGAGGAGGAGGAGGAGGCGGCAACAGAAGAAGAAGAAGCGUCGGCGUGAGACGUGAGAGACGCGAGAGACGAGAGGCCGGACACCCGAGGAGGAGACGGAGACCGAAGGAGGAGAGAGGGGACAGUGAUGAGAGGCGCGAACAUGGCCGCGCCGCUGGCCCACUUCGACGAGGACUGGCAGGACUUCAACGAGUUCAAGGCGCCGCUCACGGCCGCCGCCUCCUCCAAGCUCGACGAUUCGCUCAACUCGAACGCCGCCGACGCCGCCGCCGACGAGGACGACGAUGACGGCGGCGAUGUUCGUGGUGGCGGUGGUGGUGGCGAUGCGUGUGGUGGUGGAGCCGGGGUGGUGAAGGUGGCCUGCUCAAGCUCGGAGGAGCUGGGCGAGCUGGUGGACAACUUCUCUGGAGAUUUGGGCUGCAGCUUCCAGUCGAUGGAGGACCUGGUGAGCGGCUUCGAGGAGCAGCUGACCGCCUGCUUCAGGAACUUCAACGCCCCCACCGAGGCGCUGGCCCCGGUGCGAGCCCUGGGCGAGGCGGACGGGCUCCGAGACGACGAGCUGUGGAACAAGGUGACGGACAACUACGGGAAUGUCAUGCCCGUGGACUGGAGCAGCUCUCACACAAGGACACUUUAUUUGCCAACGCUCAACCUCAACCAGAAGAAGGAGAAGGAGGGUGUUAACCUGGAUCUCUCUGACGACGAGGAGCUACGCGAUCAGUUGGACAUGCACUCCAUCAUCGUGUCCUGCAUGCAGCCAGAGGAGCCGCUCUUCACCGCCGAGCAGGUGAUUGAGGAGCUCGAGGAGAUGAUGCAGGAGUCGCCAGACCCAGAGCCAGAGGGUGUGCCGACACCAGGCCAGUCCGACCGCCUCUCACUGCUCUCCCUGGAGGUGGCAGCUCUCAAGCAGUCUCCCGUGUCUGACAAGGGUGCGCCGGCUGACGCGCUUAAGGGCCUGUCUGUGGCCCGGCUCAUGGAGAUGCUGGAGGACAUGGAGACAGCAGUUCGCACGUUUUCUGAGGAACUCAUCCAGCAGCUUGCGCUGAGGGACGAGCUCGAGUUCGAGAAGGAGGUGAAGAAUAGCUUCAUCGCCGCCCUGGUGGAGGUGCAGAACAAGCAGAAGGAGUUCCGAGACAUCAUGAAGAAGAAGAGGAGAAGCAAUGGUGCCUCGCCAAGCCACCGCCGUGACAAGGGGACCAUUGCGCCUGGCACAUACUUGACGACCGUGAUCCCGUAUGAAGACAAGGAAGAGCCACCAUCUGUCCAGCAGCUGCAGGUCCUCAUUAAGAUCUUGAAAGCAAUGAAGGAUGACAGUGACAGAGUUCCCAGCUUGCUAACCGACUACAUUCUAAAAGCAGUCAUGUGAUAGCGGAACAACAUGAGGGCACUGUGGUACCUCUGCCCUGCCCUAAGUGCUGUGUCCUACGUAAGCUGUCGUGCCCUGGAACACCCACACAUGAAGCAAAGUCACUCAUCUCAAAAUUCCAUCGCUGUUAACUUGGCUCCAUUCCAGCAGCAGGUGCUAAUCCGGCCCUACUCUUCACAGCAAGCACAUUGACAGCGAAGGGCACAGCUGCACCUACAACUGUCCUCCUUCCCAUACGAUCGGUGAUGUCUGUCACAGAGUAGAGUUGAUGAUUAUUCCGACGUCCGUGAUACUGAUGGAGGCAGGAGUGUCAAUGCCCUCACCCCUGUGGAAAUGGAGCCAACCUUCCAGCUAUUGAUUGUCAAUGCUCCCCUUUUUACUGAUAUCAAAUGUUUUACAAAUCAAAGCUUUUAAAAGUCAAACUUUGUUACCAGGUUAGAAAACGUGUUACAUAGGUGGCAUAAUUAUUAAUAGAGCAGAUAUUUUAAUAUUAGUGCAUGGCCGUCUGCGUGUGUGUGUGUGUGCGCUUCUCUGCUUGUUAUAUAACUGGUAUAUAUGUAAGAACAACAUCUUCACAGUAUUUUUCUUCUUUAUCUAUGAAAGAGCUGUUGGUAAUACUACAUUACAUUAUGAUUAUUAUCUUGAAUUGUAAUUGUACGUAAUGAAUUGUGUUUAAACAAGAAGCUAAAUCAGGUCUGGACUGCCAAGCUCAGUGCCAAAAUAACAGUACAGGGCAACUCUUUAUAUUUUUUGUUUUUUAAACAAACAUGCAUGUUUCAAGUACUGUAUACUGAAUCCCCCAGUUGUGUCUUGCCACACACGCUGAUGGCCGUAGCAAAGGAACCUCCAUCUGGUACAUGUGGCUUCAUCAUGUCACCUUGAUGUGGCUCUUUAAGCAUUGGCCUUCAGUGUUGAUUUUUUUUUUUGCUAUACCACAACACUCAUCAUCAGUGUGCUUAACUGAAGCAUCAUAGGGUUUAGCAAACCAUUUCUUACGACCCACCGCUUGCUUUGAUUACUGGCUGGAGCCCUUUAUCAGUCCACUCCUGGAUUGAAGGUGCUUACCACUGUGCCACCACUCCACCAUGGAUAGGGUAGAGAGACUUUUCCUUUGAAUCGGUGCACUGCAUACCUUGUGCUAUGCACACAGAUGCACACGUUAUAUCUAUGUUCUAAUCACUCUAAACUACGUCAUGUGUGAUACACACACAUCAUUUGUUUUUCUUGAAUUGGCAGUCUGUCGAAAAGGCAAUUUUUCAAGUGCAUGACGUAUAAAUUUCGAUUUAAAGCUUUCAUGACUGCAGGGAUUCAUAUUAUUGGUUCUUUCGUUAAAGUCACGUAGAAGGGAAAUAAUAAAAUAAUACAAAUAAAACUUUAAUUCUCACGACGUUUCGAUUGCAACACAAACAAUCAUCAUCAGGUGUGAAAACCACAGCAAGAACAUUUGUGGUUUUCACACCUGAUGAUUGCUUGAGUUGAAAUCAAAUCGUCGUGAGACGAUUCGAUUUCGAAAGAACCAAGAAUAUGCAUGACGUUUGUCACAACCUAAUUUUGUACAUGAACUGAGGUGCUUUGUGCCCGUGGAAAGGCGUACUGUGGUGGAGAGUGAGGACCAUAGUUUGGGAAACGUUGCUGUGAAGAAACCACAAAUAGACCCCGAAAGAUUGUCUCCGUUAAUUCUGUGACAAUACCAAGCUGAUCGCGGGUCAGUGUUGCAUUGCUCAUCCUUGCUCAGCUGACUAGGUGCAAGUGCUUGUGAACCCCCCCCUCCCCCUCCAUCUGCUUAAUCGCACAAUUUCAAUAUUGUUCGUUUGGAGUGGUUUUCAGUGCAAGUAUAAUUUAAAAGCAAGGUUGGAUAAAUAAAUAAUAAUAAAUGUGCUCAUAAAACGCUUCUUAGCUGUUAAGUUUUAGUCUGGCUGUUCUGAGAUUGCAGUACAAUAUGUGGAUGGCGAGAUGUGAAUACAAACAUCUUCGGUGGUCAGCCGUCUUGCGGUAAUAAAUCAACGAUGUUAUGCAGUAGAGCUACUGUAUAGCCAUCAAAGAAACAACAAUUCACAAAGGACAUAUACGUAAUUAUAUACUCUGUAUCUUUAAUAUUAAAAACCAGGGCUUUACAAGCAGUUAAUCUUCACGUCUGUGUAUAACACUUCGGUAAAAAGAACACUUGGCUUCCAUUUUAAUAUGUUCAUGUCACUUUCGUUGUUUUCUAUCUGUUUCUAUGAAAUACAAUACAUGGUUAAUAAAACUUAGUUUGUUUUUAAACACUUUUGUUAAAACUAGAAAAUUAGUGAGCAGCUGUAGAACUAAUGGUAAUUUGUCAGAUUUGCGACUUCAACCAGAUUCAAUUGAGAUGUUAUCAACUGAAACCGUUGCAAAUGGAACAGUAUUAUGGCAGAGUUGAUCAAUGGGAACACAAUGGAGUCAUUACAUGUUAUAUUUAUUGUAUUUGUUAGAUUGCGUUAAUGUCGGCAUUAUUUUGCAGAUGUUUAUUUGUAUCGGAGUAUGCUCCAUAUAACCUGUUACAAACAUUCUUCAAACAUUUGAAACUAAUGCUUCAAAUUGGGUCUCCCGUUGAAUUGACGUGGCCACACUAAUUGAGGCAGAGAUUUACAUUGCAGUGGUCAACGGGUUUGAUGUAGACUUUAGUCUGGGCAAUUUAGCCACGACCUACGAAAUUAAAAUUAUGUUGAUGUGAAAUGGGUCUAAUCAGCUGUGUGGCACUGUCGUGUUUUACAUAUUAGCAGUUUAAUUUGUGCUGUGAUGUCAAGUGGUAUUUGCUUAAAUUAAUUCCACGUUAUUAAUGUGCAAUAACUUUUGUUCAAAUAUGCCUCAUUGCAAGUUCUUUUUAAUUUACAUUUUGUCUUUUUGUGUCUUUGUGUCCAUUAGAUGUUUAAAUUAUGAACUAUUUGUAAGUGGUUGAAUGUGUUUUAUGGCGUGAACAUUGAAACUCGGUUGACAUCAGUUGCCAGUGGUUUAAUUCGAAGGACAUUUUGAAAGUGUAAAUGUAAUGCGUAGAGGGAAGUGCAGGUUUUGUUUAUUUUAAAGGUUGGACACAAACAUCUGAAGAAUUUGGUGUGGAGUGUUGGAAUUUCAGAUUGGAAAGCAGAGAUUAUGGACGUUGAAUAGAUGAAUGUCACAGUCCAGUAUUGCAAUUGUUUUAAUGUACACAACAUAGCCAGUGAGCAAGAUUAAUGCAUCAAUUUUAUGCAUAUGCAAAAGCAUCGUUUGACAUAACGCCAGUUUAUAGUCGUAUAGAGUUGAAGUAAGCAUAAUGAACUAUUACUCGAUAAUAAACGUAUGUUUAGGAUUAGCACGCUAAAUGAUAUACAAGCAUAUUUAAUCUGAACAAAAGCAUUCUGGGAGAUAUAUUUAUCUUUGGGAUCCUUAACUUGCGGUUUCAUUAUAUGCAUUCUGAAUUGCAGAAUGCUUGGCGAAUUUCCGUGUAUUUAUCACCUUGCCGUCUUCAUAGAUCAAAACUAAGGACCACGCAGUUAAAUUAAUUUUGCUGUGCAUGUAAUUGCUAUAAUGUGAGUCAUGUAACAAUAUAUGUCGUGAAUGAUUGCUUUUAUUUGUGGAGACAAUAGCAUGAAUAAAACUUUGUAUAAAGCUGCAA